Messenger RNA from Tilletiaria anomala UBC 951, 842 nucleotides. RefSeq lists its product as uncharacterized. The coding region runs from base 180 to 548 and encodes 122 amino acids. Lineage: Eukaryota; Fungi; Basidiomycota; Exobasidiomycetes; Georgefischeriales; Tilletiariaceae. The record is from RefSeq and is a predicted model, not a curated record. The transcript has 2 exons.
UCCGAUGAGUACAAGUCGAACAGCACCACCCAUCAGGGCGCUGGUGCUUGGACAUUGCUCAAAGACGCAUGCUUCUCGUCCGCAUCAUCGCCACAAAUAUCCUCGAACUAGAGCAUUUACUGAGCACGUCGAAGGCCCCUGCAGCUGGCAGCGUCAUCAAUAUAAGCUGAUGCGUUGGUAUGGAGGGUGCGUGCAGGGGCGUGCUGCGUGCUAUGUAUGUCAGGCUAUAUCCUCGCCCAGACCGGAUUGACCUGGGUGCUCAAAUUCGAAGGCCUCGGAAUAAAAGGAUUCGGUCAUUGUGUUCGUUCGCAAAGUGGGAACAAGCAGGUACAUGGACUUCAACGUUGAGCCCAUCAGGGCAUCAGGUCCUAUCCAGUCAGCUCCAACCCCAUCGCAGAUCGCUGGACUUGCUGCUAGGUGCACAAAUUGCUGUAUACUCGCACGUUGCACCUGUUGUGUACAUUGCUAAACACGAUAGUUGCUUCAACAAGCAUUGCUCACCUCUCCCCGCUCGGCGCCCAAUGAAGCGUGAGCGCGUGAGCUUCUAGCUAUAACGUGAAGCAGUCAUAUAGCAUGUAUGCAUCAUUCUUACACCCAUGAAUCAUACAUUCAUCGAUAAUCGUUCACCGUUCACCCAUCAUGCGUCACGGUUGUAAGGGUUUCGUCGAGUUAUCCUGCAUCGUCCAUCAUUGAUUGAUUCAUCGUUCUAUAGAAGACGCUGCAGUAAGAUGGGAUCAUAUGGGUCGCGACGGCGGCGAUGAACCAUCGAAAGCUGUUCAAUGCAAUCUUAACUCUUGGGGCUAGAGGCUUGUGGCAUUGAUCACAAUGAAUCUCAUGUUGAC